Rubroshorea leprosula is the source of this 4647-nucleotide messenger RNA. NCBI's taxonomy places the organism in Eukaryota, Viridiplantae, Streptophyta, Magnoliopsida, Malvales, Dipterocarpaceae. The record is from the annotation of a GenBank genome assembly.
GCCCAACAGGCCCAACGCUCAAACAGGGCUGUGCAUAACGGGCCUAGGUUACCACCUAUUAGCCCAAGUUGAGGGCGCAUCAGUACAAGCAUACCCAUGUGGCCAGCGCCAUGCGGGUCGAGGGGAUGCUUACACGUGCAGAUGUAUGUCAGCACCCAGGGGCUACAAAUACCCCCCAACUACCUCCGAUGAAGGUCGCCCUCCAAGGAAUGAAAUGGACAAACAAGAAGACACUCACGUGUCCAAGCCCGGCUUGAACGACUUUAGGCCAAUGCCAAGAAAUCUUUUUGUAGGAGGUGCCGAACAGGAUCACCUAAGUGAGACAGAUGAUGAAAGAACACCGACUGGGUAUGCAACCCAGCCUGAACAGUUCCAAGUUCCAACAGGAACAAGACAAAGAUCUGCCAGGCCGUACAACACACAGCGUGAACGACCUGAAAGGUCAACAGAACCUACUCGGACAACCGAGCUCGAAGAGAGAACUAGAGUUCUCGAAAUGGCGAUGGGUAAAAUCCUUGCCCGCUUAAUUCCUGAUGACCCCUUGAUUCCCUUGCUGAACAGAGAUGCACAAGCAGCUGCGGUUGUCGCAACUCGAAACUCCCCUGCUCUAAGCAACGUAGUGGUGCCGACCAGGCCAAGGGGAAGUGGGAAGUUGAAUAACAAGCCCAGCUCGUCCAAGCAUAGUGAAGAAUUGAUGAGAAAAAACGCAGACCUUGAAAGGCAGCUGCGGGACGUACAGAAGUCCAUUGACGAGCUGAAAAGUCCCAGGUCGCAUCAACAGACUCUGGAUUUGGAUAGUGCGCCACUAAACUUAUCAAUUACGGCAGAGCCGUAUCAAGAGGGAUUCAAAAUUCCCCACCUGGAGACAUAUGAUGGCUCAGGUGACCCUGAUGAACAUCUGCACACCUAUCAAGCCAUCAUGAGAAUCCAAAACGCCAAUGAUGCUAUGAUGUGCAAAGUGUUCCCAGCGACACUCAAGUCAACAGCCAGGAGAUGGUAUCACAAACUCCCCAGACAUUCAAUAGAGUCAUUCUCCCAGCUCGCCAAGUUAUUUUCUAACAAGUUUGCGAGCCAGAGGGAGAUCAAGCGCACAGCAACUGAGCUGAUGCAAGUUAACCAGAAAGAAGAGGAGUCGUUGAGGGAUUAUAUGCAGCGGUUCAACAAAGCCACCUUAGACAUUGAUAACGUCCCGGACACGAUCUGCCUGUCCGCCCUGUUACAUGGGUUGAAGCGUGGCCGGUUUCUAGACGACCUGCUUGAAAACCCACCAAAGACGUGGAAUGAGGUGAAUGACAGAUCGGCCAGCUUCAUACUAUCAAAGGACUUUCAGUCGUCCAAGCGACGAGCUGAUGAUAAGCCGGGUAAAGGCCAGGAACAACAACCGAAAAGAGAAGAGAAGAAGAAGCAGAAGGUCCCAAAUCCUGGCACAAAUCCAGCACUAGAAGGAGAGCCUGACGUUAUGAUGCCGCAUGCAGAUCCUUUUGUGACAACAGUCCAUAUAGGCAACCAUAAUGUCAACAAAGUCUUUGUGGACACGGGUAGCUCGUCGGAUAUCCUGUAUUGGAGUUGUUUUCAGAAAAUGCAGCUGAAUCCGAACUCACUGCAGAAACACGAAGGGCCUAUAUAUGGGUUCGACAAUCAGCCCGUCCCGGUUGAGGGAACCAUUACCCUUCCCAUCUAUGUGGGCUCAGAGCCACGGUUUAGGAUGGCUUCCUUUACCUUCCUGGUCGUCAAGAUGGAGUCGGCUUUCAACGCUAUGCUGGGGAGAGCCACCCUUUGCGAACUGAAGGCGGUAAUCUCACAACCUCAUCUCUGCAUGAAAUUCCCAACUCCUCAGGGGGUAGGAGUGCUCAAAGGGAACCAGAAGAUGGCAAGAACAUGCUACCAAGAUACCUUCAAGAAGGUUGAGCUCGCUGCUUCUCCUACAGGCUCUGAAAAUCACAAGCCAACCCGGUUUGCUCAGCAGGCAAUGAGCAUUUCAGACAUUGAACACCGACCUGAGGGUGUCGAGCAGAAAGCAAAACCAGUAGAGCCGGUAGAAACGGUCCCUCUGAACCCUGCUAUGCCAGAGAGAACGGUUAAGAUUGGCACUAAACUCACAGAGGAAGAACGGGCAGAGCUCCUGAAGUUUUUGAGGGACAAUCAAGACGUGUUUGCGUGGACUACGGACGAAAUGCCGGGCAUCCCCGCAGAGUUGACAGUCCACAAGCUAAGCACGGACCCCACUAAACGGCCAGUGGUAGGUUUCAUCAGGAGAGUGGAGUACUCCGAAUGGGUGUCCAACCCAGUGCUCGUCAAAAAGCCGAACGGCAAGUGGAGGAUGUGUAUUGAUUUCACCAACCUCAAUGACGCAUGUCCAAAAGACCCUCAUCCGUUGCCAAAUGUCGAGAAGUUGGUAGAACGGGCAGCUGGGCACGAACGGAUGAGUUUUCUGGACGCCAGCUCCAGUUACCACCAGAAGCUGGUGCAAAUCAUCUUUAAGCUGCAGAUUGGCCGAAACAUAGAAGUGUAUAUAGAUGACAUGAUAGUCACCAGCGUGCGAGCAGAGGAUCACAUUGACGACCUGGAUGAAACAUUUCAAAACUUGCGUCGAGCUCAAAAGAAACUGAAUCCCUCGAAAUGCACGUUCGCUGUGGAAUCAGGGAAAUUCCUAGGGUACGUAGUAUCCAAGAAAGGAAUCAAGGUAAAUCCAGAGAAGGUACAAGUCGUUCAGCAGAUGGAACCUCCCAAGACAGUAAAAGAUGUACAACGUCUGACAGGGCGGGUGGCUGCAUUGCACAGAUUUAUAGCCAGAUCGGCAGAAAGGUGCCUUCCGUUCUUCAAAGGUCUACGGGAGCCUAAAAACUUUCAGUGGACUGUUGAGUGUCAACAGGCGUUUGACGAGCUCAAACAGUAUUUGGCAUCCACACCCCUGCUGUUCAAGCCUGUCAAUGAAGAAUGUCUAUAUCUUUAUCUGGGGGUCACAGAAGAAGCGGUGAGUUCAGUGCUGCUAAGGGAAGAGAAUAAGAGUCAGAAGCCUGUCUGCUAUGUCAGCAAGGUAUUACAAGGUGCCGAGCAAAACUACCCGCUAGUAGAAAAGGCUGCUUUUGCUUUGGUCUGCACGGCUCGUAAGCUGAGAGCUUAUUUUCAGUCUCAUCAGAUCGUUGUCUAUACCGAUUUACCACUGAGAAAAAUAUUGCAGAAACCUGAACUCUCUGGUCGUCUUAUUGGAUGGAGCGUCGAGCUGAGUGAAUAUGACCUGAAAUUUCGGCCGCGCACAACCAUAAAAAGCCAGGCCGUUGCGGACUUUCUGGUGGAGUGCACCUCAAUAACUAACAAAGAAAAAACACCUGAACACCCAGUCUGGGUUUUAUAUGUUGAUGGAGCAGCUAACAUUGAAGGGUCGGGUGCUGGGGCUGUGUUACUUGGCCCAGAUGGCUUUAAGUCUGAGCACGCACUGAGGUUUAAGUUUCAGACGACAAAUAACGCUGCAGAAUAUGAAGCCCUCAUUUACGGACUAAAGCUGGCGUCCAAGCUGAAAGUAAAAAACAAUCAGGUUUUUAGUGACUCACAGCUUGUAGUGGGCCAAGUGAAUGGCAGUUGCGACAUCAGGGAUCCCCAGCUCAGUCGUUAUGCCUCUGUGGUCAACAGAUUGAAAUCGAUAUUUGCCCUUUUCCAAAUUGAUAAAAUACCAAGAGCAGACAACCACCGAGCUGACGAGCUGUCAAAGUUGGCCUCCUCGCAGGACAUUAAUCCUCAGAUAUCAACAAUUGUCGAGACCACCCCGCUCGUAAAUUAUCUACAAAGUGGCGAGCUACCUGAAGACCAGUCCGCUGCAAAAGUGAUUAAACGCAGGGCGGCACAUUUCACUGUGUUAGAUAACCAGCUCUACAAGCGAGCAACCUCAAUGCCCCUAUUACGCUGCCUUACUCCGUACGAAGCUAAAUACGCCGUGAGAGAAGUUCACGAAGGAGUAUGUGGCACGCAUAUCGGUGGCAGAACUUUAGCUUGGAAACUCCUAAGGCACAGUUAUUACUGGCCCACUAUGGUCGAGGAUGCACAGAACUACGUCAAAAAGUGCCCGACCUGCCAGUUCAAUGCCGACGAUAUUCAUAUGCCAGGUAUCCGAGCUCGUUCUAAAGUUUAUGCAAACUUAGUGACUAUCUAUGAACUGAGCAUUAUCGCCGACAAUGGGCCACAGUUCCGAGCAGCAGCACUGAGAUCGUUUUGUAACCAAUAUGGCAUUGAGCUCGCUUUGACAUCCGUGUACACUCCACAGUCCAAUGGGCAAGCCGAGUCCGCCAAUAAAAUCGUCUUACGAGGACUCAAGAUGCGCGUCUUGGCUGCACAAACUAAUUGGGUUGACGAGCUCAAUAAAGUGCUGUGGUCAUGUCGUACUACACCUAGCUCGGCCACAGGCGAAACCCCAUUCAGUUUGGCAUACGGAGCUGAGGCUGUUAUCCCCGUCGAGGUCGGACUGCCAUCCGAUAGAUCAGAUUGUCAUGACGAUCAGAAUAAUGAACAGCUCUUAAGAGAAAACCUAGACUUUGUAGAAGAAAUCAGGGAGAUGUCCCGAAUAAGAAACAUGGCACAUCAAAGUCGUGUUACAAAAUUUUACAACAAAAGAGUUCGAGCUCGCCAGUUUUAAGUCGACGACCUGGUCCUACG